Molecule: messenger RNA, 249 nt
Organism: Colletotrichum higginsianum IMI 349063
Lineage: Eukaryota; Fungi; Ascomycota; Sordariomycetes; Glomerellales; Glomerellaceae
Product: U6 snRNA-associated Sm-like protein LSm5
Exons: 6
Coding region: 1-249 (82 amino acids)
Biological process (GO): mRNA splicing, via spliceosome
Cellular component (GO): U6 snRNP; Lsm1-7-Pat1 complex; U4/U6 x U5 tri-snRNP complex
Molecular function (GO): RNA binding
Source: RefSeq, a predicted model, not a curated record
AUGGCGUCACAGCUCCUCCCUCUGGAACUCAUCGACAAGUGCGUUGGAUCGAGAAUUUGGGUCGUUAUGAAGGGCGACAAGGAGUUCAGCGGCACGCUCCUCGGAUUUGAUGACUACGUCAACAUGGUGUUGGAGGAUGUCACGGAGUUUGACUACUCGGGAAACCACACAAAGCUGCCCAAGAUCCUCUUGAACGGCAACAACAUCUGCAUGCUUAUUCCUGGAGGAGAGGGACCGGUGACCGCAUAG